This is a messenger RNA of Perkinsus marinus ATCC 50983, 226 nucleotides long. Its product is annotated as ATP-dependent RNA helicase, putative. The transcript has a single exon. The annotation marks the transcript as partial. NCBI's taxonomy places the organism in Eukaryota, Perkinsozoa, Perkinsida, Perkinsidae. The record is from RefSeq and is a predicted model, not a curated record. Gene Ontology annotation, molecular function: RNA binding. Gene Ontology annotation, cellular component: intracellular anatomical structure. Gene Ontology annotation, biological process: nuclear-transcribed mRNA catabolic process, nonsense-mediated decay.
AUGAGCCCGAGAUCUCACGUAUGUCGAUACCUGUCACAGCAUACCACUCGUUGUAUCGCAAUUGAUGGUAUACGCUUUGUGAUCGACAGUGGUAAAGUUGAAGAGCUGAGUGUGGAUGCGGGAAGCAGUACUAGGCGAUUGGCAGAGCAAUGGAUAACACUGGCUAGUGCUGAUCAACGGAAGGGCAGAUCUGGCCGCACGGGGCCUGGACAAUAUUACAGGAUGU